Molecule: messenger RNA, 316 nt
Organism: Racocetra persica
Lineage: Eukaryota; Fungi; Glomeromycota; Glomeromycetes; Diversisporales; Gigasporaceae
Source: the annotation of a GenBank genome assembly
UUAAUUGGGGUUGGAAAAGAUCAUCUUAUUCAAAUUAAUAAGAGUUUAAAAACAAAAGGAUUAGUUGAACGAUUACAUGGCAAUACAAAGCGAAUUCCUAAUACAAAAAACCGUACAAAAAUUGAUCAAACUUUAUUACCACAUAUUAAAAUUAUAACACCUGGCACAGAUUUAUGUGAAACUUGUAAAAUUCUAAAGGCUGAAAUUCGAAGUGCAAAUUAUAAUAAGGAAAAAGAAUUAAUUCAAAAAAGGUUAGAUGAUCAUAAACAAAAAGCAGCAAUCGAACGAGAAUAUUAUCGUAAUAAUAUUUUAACAA